This is a messenger RNA of Cavia porcellus (domestic guinea pig), 5252 nucleotides long. RefSeq names its product family with sequence similarity 117 member B (gene Fam117b). The record is from RefSeq and is a predicted model, not a curated record. NCBI's taxonomy places the organism in Eukaryota, Metazoa, Chordata, Mammalia, Rodentia, Caviidae. The transcript is spliced from 8 exons. The coding region runs from base 135 to 1781 and encodes 548 amino acids.
GGACACUAUUGUUGACGAGCGCGGCAGCAGCGGCUGAGGCAACGCUGAGCUCUGAGGUUGAGGCCCGCUUCUCCGCACCCGCGAGUCCGGCCGCCCGCCAGUCCCAGCCUCGCGCCGUCGCCCCGCAGUCGGCCAUGUCCCAGAGGGUGCGGCGCGGCGGGUCCCCCCCUCCGGCCGGCCCGCUUGGGGGCAGCGCGGUGGCCGUGGCCGGAGGCCCCGGGGGCCGCCUGCAGCCCCUGCGGGCCACUGUCCCGUUCCAGCUGAAGCCGCAGCAGCAGCAGCAGCACGGCAGCCCCACGCGGGGCGGCGGCAACAACGGCGGCGGCGGCGCCUCAGGGCCCGGCGGCGGGGCCCCGCGCUCCGCGGCGCGCACGAGUCCCACGGUGGCCACGCAGACGGGCGCGGCCGCCACGGCCACGCGCGGCACCAGCCCCACGCGCGGCGCGCGCGGAAGCCCCCCGCGGCCGCAGCCCCCGCCACCGUCGCCCGGCGCGUCGCCCACCCACCUGUGGGCCGGCGAGGGCAGCGCCGCCGCGCCCCUGGCCCGUGUCCGCGCGCCGCGGCGGCCCCCAGAGCAGCGCAGCCCGAGCGCGCCGGUGUGCAAGGCAGGUGACAAAGCCCGACUGCCUCCCUGCAGCCCUUCCAGCAGUAUCCGCCGCACGUCCUCCCUGGAUACGCUGGCAGCUCCGUACCUCGCUGGGCACUGGCCUCGUGACAGCCACACGCAAGCUGUGCCUUGCAUGAGGGACAAAGCCACACAAACAGAGAGUGCUUGGGCUGAAGAGUAUGCGGAGAAGAAGAAGGGGUCACACAAGCGCUCGGCAUCCUGGGGCAGCACAGAUCAGCUGAAGGAGAUUGCAAAAUUACGCCAGCAGUUGCAGAGAAGUAAACACAGCAGCCGGCAUCACCGAGACAAAGAGAGGCAGUCGCCGUUCCACGGAAACCACGCAGCCAUCAACCAGAGUCAGGCUCCUGUUCCAAAGAGUACACUUGUUCCAGUAAUUCCCAUCACCAAAUCAACAGGUUCCCGCUUCCGGAACAGUGUGGAAGGACUGAAUCAGGAGAUUGAAAUAAUCAUUAAAGAGACUGGGGAAAAGGAAGAGCAACUUAUUCCACAGGACAUCCCAGAUGGCCAUCGCGCACCUCCCCCACUGGCCCAGAGGAGCAGCAGCAGCCGAAGCAUUGACACGCAGACACCGGGAGGCGCCGACAGGGGCAGCAGCAGCAGCAGUCGCUCACAGUCUGUGUCCCCCGCGUCCUUCCUCACCACUUCCCACGAGGGCAGCGAGGAGAGCCCCUGCUCCGCUGAUGACCUGCUGGGCGACCCCAGGGACAAAGAGAACGGAAACAACUCUCCUUUGCCCAAGUACGCAACAUCCCCCAAGCCUAACAACAGUUACAUGUUCAAGCGGGAGCCUCCGGAGGGCUGUGAGAGGGUCAAAGUCUUCGAGGAGUGCUCGCCGAAACAACUUCAUGAAAUCCCAGCCUUUUACUGUCCUGACAAGAACAAAGUGAAUUUCAUCCCCAAAAGCGGCUCUGCCUUCUGCCUUGUCAGCAUCCUCAAGCCACUCCUGCCCACGGCGGAUCUCACCCUUAAGGGCUCUGGCCACAGCCUGACGGUCACCACCGGGAUGACGACCACCCUGAUCCAGCCCAUUGCUGUGGCUUCACUGUCUGCGAGCACAGAGCAGGACCGUGUCUCCCGGGGAACCAGCACCAUCCCGCCCUCGGCUUCCCUGCUGCCACAGCCACCAGAGCCCAUCGAGGAGGCGGAAGGGUAGGUGCGCACGCAUCCACUGUGGUUCUGGAAAUGGAUCCAUUAUGACAGCACUGCACCCUGCUGGCGCUGGCAGGCGCCUGCCCUCAACUACGUGUGUCAGGGAGGUGCCGGAAGUGGCAGCCCAGAGGCCACACCCCCCAAGGCCGGCUUCAUCCUUCACUGCCCGAAGGAUGGGCAUGCUGCAUUUUGUUUCCAAAUCAGACUUAAAACACAGACCCCGACCCCUGCCGACACGAUUCCCCAAAGGGAGGUGCGACUGGUGCUGCAAGAACCAUCUUUUGUAUGAAAAGGACUAUUUUAUGAUACCAGUGUCACAUUUUCUGAAAUGCAGCAAACAGGAUGUUCAGAGAUGCCUUGGCGGCCUCUUCUUUCUGGCUUUCCGUCCUCAAUGUGUGCUUUUCUCAGCUGUUUCCAGCUUAGGGACCAAAGGGAUCAUUGACGUUUUCCCAGCAACGUCAAGCUCAUGACUGUGUUCUCCCAAGAAAGAAUUGAUGGUAAAUGCAUUGAACAAGUAUAUAUAAAACAAGAGAUGAAAAGCAAUAUUGGUACAUUGUGUGACUUAAGUUCUUUGAUGUCAGAAGUUUGUGCUUUGGGUGAAAUAUUUGUAAAGCUGCUGUUUUCUUCACUUCCUCUGUACACGUCACUGUCUGGUCAGAAGAGUUCUAAUGUCCUCACCCAUAUUGAGACUUGACUUGUAAGUGAGCCAAAAGGAAACUACCCAGUGUUGAUUGCUAGCGAGGAAAAUGAGGAGCCUUUUGGCUUUCUGUGAAGUGCCACGUGGUCGCCCUCCUCUGCCACAGGUGUCACCUACCUUAGCAUCACUGUAUCAUAGCCCCAGGGGACCUCAGCUGGCUGUGCAUGGAUUUCCUCUGCUUUUGUGAUGUUACUGUCUUGUGGAUUUGGUCUGGGUUAGUCGUUUGCUGGGAGUGUGACCCAUUGAGUAGCGAUCUGUAGCCACAGUUGUGAAACUUUUUCUUUAUAAAGGUGACUGGCAACUGAGAUUUGCUGUCUACAGGUUUUGCUAGUUUCCUCUUAAACAUUUACACACAGUGGGGAAAACAGACAAGAAUUUCCGGUAGGCAUCUUGGAAAAAUCCAGUUUUGGAUUUCAGUUCAUCCUAACGCAAACUAGGAAGUUGCUCUUUCUAAAAAUGAAUUUCAGCAAGCGAUACGAUUUUUGAAAAGCACCCUUUUAAUAGCUUUAUAUACUACCAUAAUAUGCAAUAAUUCACUUCUUUCUGUAUAUUCUAUAGGCAGAAAAAUUUCAUGCCCUUACAAAAGAGAUAGCAUUAGGAGGUUGGUAAGUCAGCUUGUCCAGAAGUGUGCCCCCAGGAACCACCUAGCUCAGCAGUGGCAAACCUAAGCGUGUGUGUGAAGUGGGCUGUGUGUUACCAGAAGCUCUGCUGAGCACGAGCAAGAAAUGUAGGACUCACUUUCCUGCACCUUUUAAAACAUGCCCUUUGUAGACAUUAAAGUGGAGACUUAGGUAAACCGGGUAAACUCACACAUAGAAAUGAAUCUGUCAGGCUUUGGUUAGUAGGACUGAUGAAUUCCUCUUUUUGCAGCCAGAACUUCAGUUAGACCUCUUGAGCAAUGAAGAACGCCCUUGUUUGGGGUCUAUGUUCCGAUUAGUUGGGUUUUGAGUAUGUUGAUUCAUUCAUUGCCUGCUUUGUUACACCUUUUUAACUUUACCCUUUCACAAGUAAGGAGCCUCACUGUGUAGGAAAUACAAAAGAAAAACUGAAGGCAGGUGAGUUGGUAUGAAUGGCCAAGAGAUAGUUAAAAUCAAGGCUUUGCUGUACUUUUUUAAAUCAUCAGAUUUUUUUUCCAAGUCUUUCCUUUGCCUUGUGCUUCCUUUUCUAUCUCCAUUUCCACUAGUCAUAAGGGUGUUUUACAAGAAUGUCACUUUGUGACAAUUUUUCUUUUCUUAUGUUGUAUUCACUUGCAAAUUUAUGCCUUUCUGUAGUUUUAUGUAUCCUUAAUGUAAAGUCAGAAUGGGGGCUGGGGGUUUAGCUCAGCGGCAUAAGCGCCUGCCUUCCAAGCAGGCAGUCGUGAGUUCGAUCCCUGUUACUGAUAAAAACGAAAAAGACCAAAAAAAAAGUAAAGUCUGAAUGAAAGAACAAAUUUCAGGUCUAUUAUUUUAAAUAGAACUUCUAAUUUGGCUAUAAGCAGAAUGUGAAUUUGCAGGUAAAUGAUUACAUCACUUCAGUUUGGGAGAAAAUAGCCUGAAGUUUGCAGGAGGGGUAAGUGGUCCAGACACAAACAGCUUGAACUGCCACUGCCAAAGGGCUAAUCCGGAAGCCUGUGAGUUCCAGCGCAGCCUGGAACUGUGCCUGGAACUGUAGGUUCAUCCAGCAGUUUCAUUUAACCUUCAUUCUGAGGUGAUUUUUUUUAAUGGGGUUUACUCUCAGAAUGCAUAAUGUAUUCUACUCACACUCCAGAAUGGCCAUGUUAUUCUAUAGAAAACUGUAUAGAACACAGCAGAAUAGCUUCAGUAAGAUAAUUUGAAUUUUUUCAAAUAAUACUCUCAUGGCAAAAAAAAAUGGGUGGCACGUAUGUUUCAGCAUAAAGUUAUUAUUCUGUAGUUAUUUUUGUCAGUCUUAUCUGUUUUUUACCCUCAAAAUAAUAGAUGUCCUGUUUGUCAUUAUGACUAAGUCUGUAUUAUUUAUGUGGCUUCUGUGAGCAAUUAUGUUUUUAAAAUUCUAGUUUUGUCUCUUGCCUCUUUGGUUUGCGGUGAGAAUAGAUGCCAGAAGUUUUUUAAACCAGCUGGUGUUGGGUAAAAUGCCUCUUGUACUUAUAGCCACAGAGCAUAGCAGCCUUUAGGAAAGGCCGUUUCCUUUCUCCUGGUUAAAAAGCACUGGCUUUCACUAGAGGACAUUACCGAAGGGCAGCACUGACCGCUCCCCGUCCCCAGGAUCAGGACUGGGUUGUGAGGGUUUUAAGGAAGAUAAGCACCGUCUGUAACCAAAUCGGCUGUUCUUACUUUUAGGAGCCCAUGUUUGCCGUGCAUAGUGACACGGGGCUUUUCACUUCCUGUCCUCUGCCCCCUUAUAAAUUCACCAUUCUAAACUUCAUAUCCAUUCCCGUAACCCUGGGGUUUUUGGUGUCAGAACUGCACACAGGAAGCGCUGAGUUUGCAAAAUUAAGCUACAAAUACUUAACUCUGCACUUUAAAGUUUGUUUCAUUCUGCUUAGUGAUAAGCAGAGCAGUUCUGAACAAUAUUUCGUUUAUACAGUCCUGUUGAAUAUAAUUUAUGUUUUUUAAACUGCAUUUUUCAUCUCUGUUGAAGCUGUAAUCUUUUUAAAAUGCAAUUUAAACAUUUUUUGUUUUGUAACAGAAAUUCUCCAAAAAAACAGCAUUUCCAAUGCUAACAGGUAUUGUUAUGUACUUACAUAUUCCUUGUACCUGAACACUUGUUGCUGCCUCACAAGAAAUAGAACUUUUACAUUAAAAAUAAAGUCUUCUUGAAAGA